Acipenser ruthenus (sterlet) is the source of this 3623-nucleotide messenger RNA. Its product is annotated as G protein pathway suppressor 2-like. Gene Ontology annotation, biological process: regulation of transcription by RNA polymerase II. The coding region runs from base 236 to 1333 and encodes 365 amino acids. The transcript has 12 exons. Gene Ontology annotation, molecular function: transcription coregulator activity. NCBI's taxonomy places the organism in Eukaryota, Metazoa, Chordata, Actinopteri, Acipenseriformes, Acipenseridae. The record is from RefSeq and is a predicted model, not a curated record. Gene Ontology annotation, cellular component: transcription regulator complex.
UUCCGGUACAGGUCAUGUCGCCGGAAAUACGACGCAGUUGUGCUCUGAGAAUUGUUUCCCGGAGAUGGCGGGCGACGUCUGAAAGUAAAUAUUAAGAUAAAAAAAAAAAACCAUAAAAAAAAACAACUCGAGAAAACCCGAGGAAUUAGAGACGAGGCCUGGGAAAAUCUGCGAAAGCUCCAAACACCGGGCUUGAGUCGAACUGGAAUCCAGGUGAACUUCGCCCACAGACGCCAUGCCAGCCCUACUGGAACGCCCCAAGCUGUCCAACGCCAUGGCGCGGGCACUGCACCGGCACAUCAUGAGAGAGCGAGAACGCAAGAGGCAAGAGGAAGAGGAGGUGGAUAAGAUAAUGGAGCAGAAGAUGAAGGAGGAGGAGGAGAGGAAGAGGAAGAAGGAGAUCGAGGAGAGGAUGUCUCUGGAAGAGACCAAGGAGCAGAUCAUGAAGAUGGGGGAGAAGCUGCAGCUCCUGCAGGAGGAGAAGCACCAGCUGUUCCUGCAGCUCAAGAAGGUCCUGCACGAGGAGGAGAAGAGGAGACGCAAAGAGCAGAGUGAUAUGACCACUCUGACUUCACAAACCUACCAGCAGGGAAUGCCCCUUCAUUCCAGCCCGCACCACCUGAUCAUGCAGGGGAGUCCAGUGAAUCACAAUCGGUCCAGCGCUCUCCUCAGUGAACGCAGUAAGCAGCUCUUCCAGGCCCCAGUCAUUUCGGGGCGUCACUACCAGAGCCAGCCAGGCUUCAGUGGCGGAACCGCGGAACACGGGCAGUACCAGAGCAGCCAAUCAGCACACGGCACCUACAGCGUGAGCCAAUCACAGCACGCCUCUCAAUACGCCCCCGGGCAGCCUGUGCCAGUGAGCUAUGCAGGGAGCCCCCAGCUUAGAGGCUGUGUAUCGCUUGCAGGUGCCUCUGCGUUCCAGACCAUGCAGUACCUCCCUCACCAGCAGGGCGGCUACGCCAUGCACAGCCACUUCACGCCCCAGCAAGCAGGUUUUAUUCAGACUACAGGGAUCCCCCUACAGAAGCAGUUGGAACAUGCCAACCAGCAGUCUGGCUUCACUGACUCGAGCACACUGAGACCCAUGCACCCCCAGGCUCUGCACCCCACCGCUGGGCUGCUGCCCACCCCCCCCAUCACCGUGCAGAUCCCCCCCGCCAAGUCUGGCUUGCCGUACGCCCACCCCCCUCGCCCCGCCUCUCCAGGGAGUUUCACCCACGGGACCCCGCCUCAGCCCACACACUCUGUGACUUUCCAGAGCUCCCCACAGCCCGCCCCUCGCCACGCCUACAUCUCUCACAGCCAACCGGGACAGCGCUUCUACCACAAGUAACCGUGGCAACAGAGAGAGAGGGGGAGGGGGGCGUGUCCUAACCACCCUGGGCUUGUUAAAAUCCUCUGCUGUCCUGUUUUGUUUUUCUAAGAAGAUCUGUGGAUUUCAUUUCCGUGGCUUUUUACAUUUUUUUUUUUCAGCGCUCCCUGUUUCCAAGCGAACUCAGUUCUGUGGGUCUCUAGGGUGAGAUUUUUCUCUUUCGGUUCUGUGCGAUCUGGUUCCCUAAAGCCUGUGUUCCAACAGGCAGCUUUUUCUGUUAACUUUUCACGAAACUCUCUGUAGGGAAGAUGUUUUCUGCCAGCAGUUUUUCACCAGCUUAGCUCGGUGGAAAAAUUCUGAAGAAUGGAUUUCACAAUUUCUGUGACGUUUCCUGUAUAAUAACUGUAAGAGAAAAUUGAUGGGUUUUGAAUGAGGCAACGCUAUUCUUUUUUCUGGUUGAACAAAUGUGUUUAUAAUCGUGAAAUAUCUGUUUUUAGACCCUGAAAAAAUGUAACCCUGUCCGUGCCUGUUAAAUACUCAAUAGUGCUGAAUUUAGUAAACUAAAAGAAACUUAAUAAACUCACUGGCAAACGUUUCCACGAGAAGCCCAUGUCAAAUUCCACGCCAGACGCUUCAAAAGAAGACAUUGGAAAAGACUUCUAGUCGCAAACGUUUGUCAUGAAAUUAAGUUUCUUUUAAUGUAUCAAGAAUUUCAGCUACAAAGGAAAUGAUUCACGGACUCGAGUCACUCGCACUGCCUUUUCAUCAAGAGGACCCAGCGUGGCUCGUUUUGGAGAUUUGAAUUGAACUCUGUAGACAAUAUAAUACAAUGGCUUUGUCUCUGGAUGCAUUAAACUGUAGAAAAUCACAUUAAAAGGAUACACAAAUCCAGACUGAUUGCUUUUUCGGUACAGUGUUUUUUGAAAUAGGCCACUAAUGAUGACAUUGUAGCAGUGAAGGUGUCCAAAUAAUAAGAGAGAUCAUUAUUAACUGGGUUUGCGUCACUGCACCAGAAUUAAGUAGCUCAGUGGUUCAAGAAAGAGCUGGGCUGCAGUGUGGAAGGCAGCGGGUUUGAGUAGCUCUGGUUAGAGAAAGAAAGCAAGCGCUGGGCUGCAGUGUGGAAGGCAGUGGGUUUGAGUAGCUCAGUGGUUAGUGACAGCGCUGGGCUGCAGCGGGUUUGAGUAGCUCAGUGGUUAGUGACAGCGCUGGGCUGCAGUGGGUUUGAGUAGCUCAGUGGUUAGUGACCGCUGGGCUGCAGCGGGUUUGAGUAGCUCAGUGGUUAGUGACAGCGCUGGGCUGCAGUGGGUUUGAGUAGCUCAGUGGUUAGUGGCAGCGCUGGGCUGCAGCGGGUUUGAGUAGCUCAGUGGUUAGUGACAGCGCUGGGCUGCAGCGGGUUUGAGUAGCUCAGUGGUUAGUGACAGCGCUGGGCUGCAGUGGGUUUGAGUAGCUCAGUGGUUAGUGACAGCGCUGGGCUGCAGCGGGUUUGAGUAGCUCAGUGGUUAGUGACAGCGCUGGGCUGCAGUGGGUUUGAGUAGCUCAGUGGUUAGUGACAGCGCUGGGCUGCAGUGGGUUUGAGUAGCUCAGUGAUUAGUGACAGCGCUGGGCUGCAGCGGGUUUGAGUAGCUCAGUGGUUAGUGACAGCGCUGGGCUACAGCGGGUUUGAGUAGCUCAGUGGUUAGUGACAGUGCUGGGCUGCAGUGGGUUUGAGUAGCUCAGUGGUUAGUGACAGUGCUGGGCUGCAGCGGGUUUGAGUAGCUCAGUGGUUAGUGACAGCGCUGGGCUGCAGUGGGUUUGAGUAGCUCAGUGGUUAGUGACAGCGCUGGGCUGCAGCGGGUUUGAGUAGCUCAGUGGUUAGUGACAGCGCUGGGCUGCAGCGGGUUUGAGUAGCUCAGUGGUUAGUGACAGCGCUGGGCUGCAGCGGGUUUGAGUAGCUCAGUGGUUAGUGACAGCGCUGGGCUGCAGUGGGUUUGAGUAGCUCAGUGGUUAGUGACAGCGCUGGGCUGCAGUGGGUUUGAGUAGCUCAGUGGUUAGUGACAGCGCUGGGCUGCAGUGGGUUUGAGUAGCUCAGUGUUUGGACAGAAAGAAAACUUAUCUACAGCAUUACAGAAGAUUGCUACUGUCAUUGUAAACUAAGGCCACAUAAUUGUGUACAUUUACUGCUUUGAUGUUCUCUGUACGUGUGUGUUUUUUUCUUCCUUUUAAAUCUCUUUUUGUACCUCGCAAUGCCUUUGUCUAAUUGCUUUGCAAUGAUAAUAAUGUCUAGCAUUUAUAUUUUUGUGGUCAACGAAUAAAAAACAAGUGCUUUUUUUUU